This is a messenger RNA of Lethenteron reissneri (Far Eastern brook lamprey), 7760 nucleotides long. RefSeq lists its product as uncharacterized. Lineage: Eukaryota; Metazoa; Chordata; Hyperoartia; Petromyzontiformes; Petromyzontidae. Gene Ontology annotation, biological process: positive regulation of cytokine production involved in immune response; positive regulation of T cell migration; defense response to Gram-positive bacterium. The record is from RefSeq and is a predicted model, not a curated record. Gene Ontology annotation, cellular component: external side of plasma membrane. Gene Ontology annotation, molecular function: protein binding.
CAAUCGCGCGCGUUCUGUUGACACCGUGUUCGUGUGCUCACACAGACAGACACGGGGUUCACACAGACAGACACGGGGUUCACACAGACAGACACAGUGAUUAUACAGACAGACACGGGGUUCACACAGACAGACACGGUGUUCAGACAGACAGACACGGGGUUCACACAGACAGACACGGUGUUCACACAGACAGACACGGGGUUCACACAGACAGACACGGGGCUCACACAGACAGACAGACACGGUGUUCAGACAGACAGACACGGGGUUCACACAGACAGACACGGUGUUCACACAGACAGACACGGGGUUCACACAGACAGACACGGGGCUCAAGACAGACAGACACGGUGUUCAGACAGACAGACACGGGGUUCACACAGACAGACACGGUGUUCACAGACAGACAGUGAUUAUACAGACAGACACGGGGUUCACACAGACAGACACGGUGUUCAGACAGACACGGGGUUCACACAGACAGACACGGUGCUCACAUAGACACAGUGUUCACACAGACAGACACCGUGCUCACACAGACAGACACUGUGAUUAUACAGACAGACACGGGGUUCACACAGACAGACACGGUGUUCAGACAGACACCGUGCUCACACAGACAGACACGGUGCUCACAUAGACACAGUGUUCACACAGACAGACACCGUGCUCACACAGACAGACAGUGAUUAUACAGACAGACACAGUGAUUAUACAGACAGACACAGUGAUUAUACAGACAGAUACGGUGUUCACACGGACACGGUGUUCACACAGACAGACACCGUGCUCACACAGACAGACAGACACAGUGUUCACACAGACAGACAUGGUGUUCAGACAGACACGGGGUUCACACAGACAGACACAGUGAUUAUACAGACAGACACAGUGUUCACACAGACACGGUGAUUAUACAGACACAGUGUUCACACAGUCAGACACGGUGCUCACACAGACAGACACAGUGUUCACACAGACACGGUGAUUAUACAGACACGGUGCUCACACAGACAGACACGGGGCUCACACAGACACGGUGAUUAUACAGACACGGUGCUCACACAGCGUACAGACAGAAACAGGGUUUUCACACAGACAGACACGGGGUUCACACAGACAGACACGGUGUUCACACAGACAGAGACGGGGUUCACACAGACAGAGACGGUGCUCACACAGACAGAGACGGUGUUCACACAGACAGAGACGGGGUUCACACAGACAGAAACGGUGCUCACACAGACAGAGACGGUGCUCACACAGACAGACACGGGGUUCACACAGACAGACACGGUGUUCACACAGACAGACACGGGGUUCACACAGACAGACACGGUGUUCACACAGACAGACACAGUGAUUAUACAGACAGACACGGGGUUCACACAGACAGACACGGGGUUCACACAGACAGACACGGUGUUCACACAGACAGAGACGGUGUUCACACAGACAGACACGGGGUUCACACAGACAGACACGGUGUUCAGACAGACACAGUGAUUAUACAGACAGACACGGGGUUCACACAGACAGACACGGGGUUCACACAGACAGACACGGUGUUCACACAGACAGACACGGUGUUCACACAGACAGAGACGGUGUUCACACAGACAGAGACGGUGCUCACACAGACAGACACGGUGAUUAUACAGACAGACACGGGGUUCACACAGACAGACACGGGGUUCACACAGACAGACACGGUGUUCACACAGACAGACACGGGGUUCACACAGACAGACACGGUGUUCACACAGACAGACACGGUGUUCACACAGACAGAGACGGUGUUCACACAGACAGAGACGGUGCUCACACAGACAGACACGGUGAUUAUACAGACAGACACGGGGUUCACACAGACAGACACGGGGUUCACACAGACAGACACGGUGUUCACACAGACAGACACGGGGUUCACACAGACAGACACGGUGUUCACACAGACAGACACAGUGAUUAUACAGACAGACACGGGGUUCACACAGACAGACACGGGGUUCACACAGACAGACACGGUGUUCACACAGACAGAGACGGUGUUCACACAGACAGACACGGGGUUCACACAGACAGACACGGUGUUCAGACAGACACAGUGAUUAUACAGACAGACACAGUGAUUAUACAGACAGACACGGGGUUCACACAGACAGACACGGUGUUCACACAGACAGACACGGUGUUCACACAGACAGACACGGGGUUCACACAGACAGACACGGUGUUCACACAGACAGACACGGUGUUCACACAGACAGAGACGGUGUUCACACAGACAGACACGGUGUUCACACAGACAGAGACGGUGUUCACACAGACAGAGACGGUGCUCACACAGACAGAGACGGUGAUUAUACAGACGCAGGGUCGCGUCGUGCCCGCUCGAAGCCGCUGCUUCAGACCCUUCGCCAAGAGCCGGGGGACCUUGCGGGCGUUGCAGGAUUGCAGUCCUUCACGGCGUACUGGUUUCUUGGUGACUAUGGUCCCAGCUGCCUUGAGAUCAUUGACAAGAUCCUCCCGUGUAGUUCUGGGCUGAUUCCUCACCGUUCUCAUGAUCAUUGCAACUCCACGAGGAGAGUGAGGCUCCACCAUGGCCCGGUUGCACAUCCAGGUCCUCCUCCUCAUAGUAAUUACACCCUUGGUGUGGUGUUUUUCAGUCGACCCGCUGAACACGGAGACUGCCAUUCAUCUUGAUGGACACCUCGUCAGACUGAAGAGGAAAUCUUGCCAUGCUGAUGAAUAUCUCCUCAACGAUAUUUGCUGCAAGAAAUGCCAAGCCGGAAAGCUUCUGAAAAGCCACUGCACCAGUAGCUCGGACACCGUGUGUGAAGACUGCUCCAAUGGAAACUAUUUGGAUGAGCCCUCUGCCAAUACAAAAUGCAAACAAUGCCGUAUCUGUGACAAUGCCCAUAACCUGCACCCCAUGAGGCAUUGCUCUGCUACGUCCGAUGCCAUCUGCGGGUGCAACGAGGGGUCAUACUGCAGCCACAAAGACGGCCCGGAAAGCUGCCUGGAUUGCAAGCCACACACGACGUGUCCCCCCGGAGCUGAAAUUGCAAAACCUGCCUCGCUAUUGGAAGACGUGGAAUGCAGAACAUGUGGGGUUGGUUCAUACUCUCCUGGCGGGAACGUCACCUGCAAGCGCCACACCGACUGUUCGUCUGAAGGGAUGGUGAUAGUGCUGCCCGUGGAAAACACAAAGGACGUCGAGUGUACACACCCCUCCAAAUAUGUGCCGAUCAUCGAGGUUGCUUCAGUUGUUUUCGUUGUUGUCGUUGUUGUCGUUGUUUUCAUCAUCAUCAUGUGGAAGUGUCCAAAUAAGUUGCGAUGCAUUUUCAAGAAACCGGAGAAUAAUUCCGAGGAGGAAAACAAACUGUUCAGUACCAACCCUGAGCAGCCCCAACAAAAUCACACACAACUCAGCGAUGGUUGGACAGCCCAAACCUCAGCUGAGAUUACCGAUGAAUUUAAACGAGGAGGGGAUGGUAUCAAACUUUCGGUCUCAAGGGAGAGAGAAGAGCCAUUGCAGAUGGAAAAUUCAGGAGGUGAACAAGCGACUGGGACAGAUGACAAUGACAGCACGGAUCGUGAAAAUUCGGAGGACGACUCUCCACCGUCUCCCGGCACAGAGCAGCCGCUCCCACCGCAGCCGUUCCCACCGCAGCAGUCUAUUAACAUCAACAUCACCAACAUCUACCCUCAAGCUCCAAACGUGGAUGUUAAGGUUGAUGUGCAGCUGACGACACCAGAACCAACAAACGCCACGCCAAGCGAAACUCCACAGCCACCCCAACCUCCACAGCCGUCCCAACCGACGCCCCCAUCACCACUCCCAGGCAACCAGGCCCGCCCUGACACCCAGCCCUGGCCCGAGACCCAACCCAAUCCCAGCACCAUGCCCAGCCUGCAUUCACAGAUAUCGAGCGACGGUGACAUGCAGGGUGACAAUUUCACGUCAGCACAUUACCCGAUUGACGAAACGACGAGAAACAAGAUACCUAUUCAGGAGCAGGGUGAAGUAGCUACAGAGAAAGACAGCUGCUCAUACCGAGAGUCUGAGAAGGAGUCCGGCGAGCUUGCACAGGAGCCGGGUGAUCCUGUAGUUUAAUAGGCGGGGGGGGGGGGGGUUAUGUCAUCCUAUUAAGUGUUUUUGUUGUUUCUUAAAAAAGUUGAGAUGUUGAUUUUUUUAUCAUUAAAUUCAAUGUAAGUUGGUACUUUGUUUUCCUCCUACUGAAAACAUUUAAGAAUUGUCAAACAUCCCUAAAUAGGAUUGUCCUGAAAUGUCUUCAGAUUGAGCUGUCUCCAGGACUUUGUAUUAAUGAGAUUGGCCACCUUUGCCACAGACCAAUACUGGAAAACUGUGCAGUCAUAGAGUUCAAAAGAAUUCCACCAGAUCUCAAUACAAAGAAAUUCCUGUCACCCAAACCCAAAUGCCAAUUCCUGGUCUAUCCAAGUCAAAUCCAAAAAGAUGGUGACGCUAAUUGAGACAAUUUGCCUGUGCAGUAACUAUCGUCCAUGAAGCUGGUUGUGUGAUGCCAAGACCGUGAAACCACUUAGAGACGACUCCCCUCCACUACACACCCCCAGCACACCAAGCAUUCCACACCUGGGUACAACCAAAAAUGUUAGCCCCAAUAUCAAACCUCGGUUUCUUUUCUUGGCAGCUUAGCGGGUGACCUCAGCCAAGGGUUUCCUAUGGGGGGAGAGAAUUGGCUCUUCUGAUGUGCAAAGAGGGAAGCGCCCGGUCGCUGUGAUAGAUACAAAGUGAGCCCGACAUGUGAGCCAGGCAGCCACGUAGGCCAUGACAAGAUUUUCCAUGGGGCAGCUCCAGGACAAGGGAUGGGAGUGGAUAGGGCGGGAUAGGCGGGGGAGCAGUGAGGUGAAUGCAACCCAAUGGAGGUGUGAGAGAAUCAUCCCAUUACUCCCCCCACGGUGGCGGAGCCAUGCGUGGGCAGAACCAAACCAAAAUAUGGGCAGACAUUGCGAGGAAGUCUGCACGCUCGUGAAUGGACCCCGGCCGUUGCGCUACGCAAUGAGUGGCAACAAUGACAGUAAAAUAUUGGCAGGUAGCGAGUCAGCUUGAAGAGGAGGGCCUUCCGAGUAUGGGCCGAAACCAUUGCACAGCAUAGGACAGCGCUGCAAGGUCGAAGGACGUAAGGUCACGGAAUGUGAGUACGGGGCUAUCAAACGGGGGGCUACGAGUCCCUGUGGGCCAUCACUUCCCAUAGGCCCAAUUCCGUGUUACUCCAUCCUGUCCGCCGCAUCCGAGAGGUACGUUCCGUCAGCAUAAGUUGGGGACACGCGCACAGAGGGCCGUCCGAGACAGCCCUCACACUUAGCCUAGCUAGGUUUGUGUAGAAAUUAUAGACUACGGUUUAUCAUUUCUUCUUACACGUUUGUGUAGAGAAUAAGCUGGCACACAUAGGUAAUUUCCCCUUUCGAAAUUCCCAGGCCCACCUCAAUUUUAAACUGGCGGCCAAGGGGCCUCUAGUUUGUACGACUAUUUGAUUGGCUUCUCCACUCAGCGAAUGAGUCGGGUGCACCUUAUUCAAACACCAGGUGUGAUGUUAUGCUGCCACUGAUUGCGUUAUUUUAAUGAGGGGUUGCUUCUCAGCGUCUCUCUAGAUAAUAUUAUCCAUGUGCGGAGAAUCAGAAUCAGAAUAUUUAUCCUGGAGGAAUCUGUUCCGCCAUAAAGCUCUUUAUCGCAGAUGUCUAGUAUGGUGGGUCAAAACGUUAUAACAAACUAUACAAAGACACGAUAGUGCAAAGUAUAGGAAAGGUAAACAAAUCACUUUAAAAAUAUAUAUGCAUAAAACUACACUUUUUAUAAUACGAAGUAAAGCCCACUGAGGUAUAAACUUAUUUUUCAGAAGCAACUUGGCCACAAAUGACAGUUCAACAAAGUGUCUCAUCAUGUGGAUUUUUAUAGCAGCAAAGAAAUCUAAAUAAUCCAAAGAUGAGCGCUGCCUAUGCUCAUGACAAUAUUGGGGCAGUGCUCAUCUCCCAUCUACACUCCCCAGUAGUGGAAAUUCUCUCUUCAAAAUCAAACCCGAUGGUCCAUGUUUUAACCUUUCAUAAUUAUUCCUGUUUCUCGAAUCCAAAUUUCAGAAUCAUUCUGUCACUGCUCUGAAUAAUUUGGAUAAAGCGCGUCUCCAUAUCCGAUUCCCCUUCUGUUUGUCGUGGUGACAUAACUCUUCCAUUCCUGUAAAUGGGGUUAAAAAUCAUGAUUUUUUUAGUUAGAUCAUGGAAAUAUGUCAUAAACUUACCAAAUUUAAUUAGACUCAAUUAAAAAUCAUUAAAAAUACGGUCAUUAACAUGACUAACAAUGAAUUAACCAGCGAUAUGAUAUUCGACCUAUCUAAAGGUCUUUGCUGUUUCCCCAUGCAAAAUUGCUAUUGCGAUAAUUGCUUAAGUUGAAUCUCCAGGAUAAACAAAGAUUCUGAUUCUGAAAAUCAAGCUGAGAUGACUGGGCACGAGGUUGCCAAAAUAAUUGAAAACAGUAAAUUGCCAAAAACAUUACUUUAGGUGAGGCAAAAGUCUAAAACAAAGGCCAAUUAACAUGUAUGAUGUCCCGUGGGGAUUAUGGGAACAAAAUCUAGAGUUUUACCGGAUGAGACCUAACCAGUCCUUUGGAACUGAAGAGAACUGCAAUGAUUGCCAAACCAUUAAUUCCCAAGGAGGAGGAAUACAUGAUCAAACAAACGGCGCCAAAAUCACUGGGGGUUUACGGUUUGCCAAAGGUUCAUUAAACUUUUAAAAUUUUUUACCAGGGAAGGCUCCACUGAGCUAUAAAGCUCUCUUUGAGAAGCGACCUAGCCACAAAUGAUAGCUCAACGAAGUGGCUUAUCAUGUGAAAAUGUAUAGCAGCCACAUACUCUAAACGCAUAUUGAUUCUAAAUGUAGAGGAAAACACUGGAGGACCAAGACACAAAUCCACGUGACUAUGGGGAGAGAGAUGUAAAAUCCAUAUAUACAGGCUUCAUGGUCUGGGUCGAACCCACGACCGGUAUACCAAUGUGGUAGCCCAUUAAGACCAAUAGUACAAUCAGCUCUGCCACAUAAAUCAGCGCAAAUGUAACAAAACAAAUACAGCCCACAUUAGGUCCUGUUCGGUCAUAAAAAACUCAGAACAUCUUGUAAAUAUAAUAAAAUAUAUAAAGCUUAACCCUAAUGAUAUUCCGGUAAAUGUUGGUGCAAUUUCUCUGGUCACUAAGGUUCCAGUAAACGAGUCUAAUAAAGAUACUCGGUAUUCUGGUUGAAACAAAAGUUUACCCAAAGAUCCCACAAUUAGCUGAGCAUUGUAUAAACUACACCUAUUUCCCGUAGAGAGGCGAUUUUUACGGAGAAAAGCAGCAGCAAUGUGCUCUCCUGUCUUCUGAUAACCUAUGUGAAAUGACAGGGUGACACCUACUGGCCCGGGAAGGGAUUCACGGGAAUGGCCACAGGUAACAACCAAUUAGGGAAGGAGGUGUAUCUGGGGCAAAGGUCACAGGUGGAGCUGGCCGAGAUGCUCCGGGAACCUGCUCGUCCGGCCACGUGGAAGAUCUCCUGCGUGGGUUCCAUCGCCGUUGUCACGCCGCCAGGCAGCGGCGGAGACGAGGGCAAGGGGACCAUGCCGAGUGAUCGGCUGUGCGUGUAGCCGGUAUAGAGGUGUUAUUGUCUAGACUCUAGAGUAUAUUCAGUGGGAAGAAGAACCAGUGUUGGCCUGUGUUGUGCCCAGUGUGAGUAAUAAAGUACCCUCUAUA